GGUACUUGAAGUACCAUAAAACAAUAACUCUUGUUUUGUGCACCGAUCAAAUGUGUGUUUAUUAUUAUUAUUGUUGUUGAACGGAAUAGAUGUGCUCUCGUUUUACGUUUAUAUUCAGUUUUCGUGUGUUAAAGGAAGAGCUUUUAAAAUUCAUGUUCGUUUCUACGUGUGGUAUAAACACUUUUUUUUGGUGAAAUUAAAAUUUAAAUAAAAUCACACAAUUACUGUGCCGAACGACAAAAAACAACAAAUUAUUCUCGAAAUUAUUGAAUUGAGAUUGUGCAGUUUAUCGAGCCUAAUUUGAAUAAAAAUCAACGGUACAUUACAUGGCAAAUGUGGAUUAAUAUUGAGUGAUAUAGACCAAACAAAUAAAAAAAUUUGAAGAAGAAAGAAACGAAAGAUUUAGACGACGAACGUUUUUCUUUCUCUCGAUAAUUUAAUGGAAAUUGUGACAUUAUAAAACUUGGAAAAACAUACACCAGAAAAACCUUUAGAAUUUCAAGUGAUCUAUGUGCCGAGAGAAAAAAAACUAUAAUCAAAACCGAAUACAAUUCCGGUAGAACUUUACUCCGUAUGAAAUGACAAACAUUUCAAGUUGAUCAAUUAAAAAAUAAAAGAAUUUUCAUUCUUAACUUAAUUCCAUUGACAUUCAACGAGAUAUGCCAUUUUAAACGGUUUAGCUUAUUAAAUUGUUAGCGACCGACACCCGAAUUAAACGAGCAGUUAAAAUAUUUGCCAAUUAAUGUAAAACAUUAAGUGGCUAACUGAUAAAUGUAAAUCGGUCGGUUUUGGUUUUAUGACCGCACGGAAAAAAAUUGAAUUUAAUAUUCCAAUUCGAAAUUGAAUUAAGAAAUUUCGGACUCUAAUAAAAAUCCGUAUCCGAUAAACCUUGGAUUUAUGGAACGAAUGAACUUUUAAUAAAAAAAAAGUUUUUGAAACAAAAAAACAGAUUUUAAUAUCCAUACCGAUAAAACUGAACUGCUUUAUUAUAUUCGGCUGGUUGAUGAUGCGCUCCUGAAUAAUUUAAAUUCAAUAAAAGAGAAAAAAAAUAUAUUUUUUUUUAAUUCUUUUUAUCCAUUAAAUGUGAAAUUUCUGGUUAUUUCGAUCAGAUGAGUGCUUUAACGGGUUGUUACGGAUAAUAUUGUUGAUACAGAUAUAUAUGCAACAUUUAUAUGAAUUAUAUAUAAAGUGAAACAAGGUCACCACUUGUAAUUAAAACAUCUUGGAAAUUAUAUAUCUCGCAUCACAAACAAUUUUUCGUAUUAAAGGUUUUCUCUAUAUAUAACUUAAUGCAUAUGAUAAUGUUUGUUGUAUGUUUUGUUUUGUGGCCUGACCUUUUGAAUUAAAUAUAAAAAAAAUAAAAAUUGUUUCCAUAAUAUAUAGAUCUUCUGUGUGAUGUUAUAAAAGGCUAUUAUGAUAUGAUGUUUAAAUGUACAUGAAAAAAAUAAUAAUAAGAGAAUCGAGCAGUGUGUAUUUCAUUGUGCUCAAAUAUUAAUGGCAUUUUCUACACAUAUUAAUUGCAAACAUUUAUAUUAAAAUAUAAAAAAAACGCAGAAAAAAAAGUUGAAAGAUAAAACAUUGGACACUUUGCUGUUACAUUGUCGUUAUACAUACAGUAAAAUAACUUGUUGUGAUAUUCAUGACGUGUGAUUAAUCAGACAUUCUUUCGCUGGGAUAUAUCAAUACUGUCCGCAAACAUUUCUUUUUAUCACCAAUUUGAUAUCAUCCAAAGUGCGAACGUAAGAGGUGAAAAGUGAUUGCAUAUUUUACGGAAACAAAAGACACUCACAGCCAAAUACGUUUACCGUUAUCAAGGAUUUUACUUUCAAUGGAUUAAUACAACGCUGCUGAUUGAUAAUAUUUUUACGGGGACUUACAUUGCGAAUGAUCGCAGCUGAACAAGAUCUGACCACAUCCCCUCGCCUCAAUGAAAAAUCACACGAAUCGCUGAACAUGACCGCAUAAACUGGUGGCGUAUAGUACAAUUUCACACACCAAACAACAAUGCGAGAAAAAGACCAUUCACCAAGAAAAAUGCUUCCCAGUCCGAAACAAGGAUGCGUCUAUCCACUAUUGGGAACGAAUUUGUCGCACAUAUUACAGGGUCCAUACGAUCUGUCGACAACGAGCCGAUCGACGACCGCUAGCUUACUACAUCAACCAAAUAACGAUCAGCCGCUGGACUUGCGAGUGGACCGAAAGAAAGUUUUGCUCAUACAGCAUCGGUUAGAAGAUGAAAAUCAAAAUUUUAUUAUUAAAGAUGAGCCGCCGAGUCCGGGAGGUUUUAACAACAACAACAACAAUAAUAAUAACAAUAACAAUAAUAACAACAACAACAACAACAAUAACAAUGUUCCCAACAAUAAUAUCGAAACGAAAAAGAAAUUUAGUUACCUUACCUUCAAAGACGACAUUCGGAUACCGCAUUUGCCAACGUCGGGCCCAGUGAUGUUUCCCUCACCCGCUACCAUUCAUCCACUAAUGUUAGAAGCCAUGGCCAAAGCUGCAAGACUGCCAUUCUCCUAUCGUCCACCAUUCAUGCCACCACGACAUCCGACAAAUUUCGAUCUACUACGAAUUAAGCAAGAACAAUUCCCUGUGAUGCCUCAGCUACUGUCCGCCAACCAUUUGACCAACAACAGCAACGGUAGCAAUAACUUAAAUGGAAAUGUAAAUAACAAUAAUAGCAGCAUGAUCAACAAUAACAACAACAACAACAAUAACGAAACGACGCCGAAUGCGAAUACAACAAACGCUGCUGUGAACAAAAACAAAGACCGAUACUCGUGCAAAUUUUGUGGUAAAGUGUUCCCUAGAUCAGCGAAUCUGACGCGUCACUUACGGACGCACACCGGCGAGCAACCGUACAAAUGUAAAUACUGCGAACGUUCAUUUAGCAUAUCGAGCAAUUUACAGCGACAUGUGCGUAACAUACACAACAAAGAGCGACCAUUCAAAUGUGCCUUGUGCGAACGAUGCUUCGGACAGCAAACGAACCUAGAUCGUCAUUUGAAGAAGCACGAAGCUGACGCUGCAUCGCUCGGUCUUGGCAUCGACGAACGACUGCGCAAUGCCCGACGAAAUAAUCGCGGCAUACCGGAAGAAUCGUAUUUCGAAGAGAUACGAUCGUUUAUGGGUAAAGUGACCCAGUUACCAUUGACGUCAUUACGGUCAACCAACGAUGCGCUUUCGUCACGAAGCUCAUCACCGUCGGAGCCCGGUUCCGGACUACAUUCAUACCAAGAUGAUCAUUUAAGUCAGCACAGUGAUGACCAUGUCAAAGUUACCUGACCACACAUCCAUCUGUUUAUUAUUAUUCGUUUAAUUUUUAAUACGCUGCGAUCAUACUCCUAGAGAUUUUAUAUAGAAGAUCCGUAGGUUGUUUAAUAGUCUACGGUUCUGUUGAAGUGAACGACAAACAUAUUCCUAAUUUACAAUUUUAAGAAUUUUUUUUUAAAUUUAAAUUAUAUUUCUGAGUCUUCUCUCAAAAUUCUUUCAUCGAAAUCGAUUUUUCUGAACACAAAAAAUGUUUUGUUAAGUUGAGACUUUCGAAUCAAACUUUGUCGUGCAGACUCUUAGAAAUCGUUAGCGGUUAAUUGUGCAAUGGCAAAAUAAGAAAAAUGAAUUUUCACAGCUGCAACUGUAACUGCAACUGCGUCAACCUUAAGAAUGUAAACCAAAUUUUCAGUGAGUGAAGCAUGAAAUAGAAUUUUCCUUCCCGUUCAAAUAGACCGAGAGUCUGUGUGCUCAUCAGUGACUCAUAAGGCUGUGGUUUGAAACCUACAUAUAGCAAAUUAUAGUCUUACCUAGGGCUGGGAACUUUUGUUCUGCCAAUUGUCAUUCUUGAGCGGUAUACCGCGGUAGUGCCUUAACGAUGUUGAUGUUCCUUAAAUCGUAGAGCAGUGCAGAAAUGGCUCAAAAAAGCACUUCGGUCGUCGUACGAAAAAAAUUUGUAAAAGAAAAACCUUUCAACACCUUUCAUUCAUACAAAAGAUAGAAAGCUCUUCAGGGCGUUCCGGGUCUGAUGAGGAACCAAAUUAGUGUCAAAAUGAAGGUAUUGGGUUUUUUCCCAAAAUGUGCCAAGUUAUCAAAUUGUAAGGAACGACACCAAUUUAAUUUCACAAUGAAAUAGGCGAGGACUGGCCCCUAUGGGGAUUCGGACGAUAUCGUGCACUAUUUUAUAGUUGACAAAUUUACGAGGAAUGUUUUGUUGAAAAAAGAUUUUUGUUAAAACGUCUUAUCCAAAAUACGAUGCGAAACGGAUAAAACUAGACUCUUAUUUCCAGGACUCUUAACUCUUGCACACAGCAAGGUCCCGCAGGUGUGGAAACAUUGCACCUAACAUACAAUUAGGAUCUUGAACACAUCUUUUAGUAAUGUUCCGCAUAGAGAAACUGAAUAUUAUUGCACUAGAUGCCAAUUGUCAAUUUGUCAAUCCAGGGCACUAGUGCGAAAAUGCACUCUAAAUGUGAUAAUUUCCCCAUUACGAUAUCACAUAGAGGCAAGAAACAGUUCAAUUCCGGCACAGACUAUCCUAAAACAUAUUUCACUUAUAUUCUGUAAUAAUAUAGCUUUCAAACCGUAGCUGCAUGAGGGGUUGAUAGAUCUGUUACAGAGCAACUCGUAGAAAAUCAGUGAAAUCCAUUAAUCAAACUGAAAAUGUGAUAAUUCCAAGCAAACAAAAUGAAAUUCAUGAAAUUUUCUUCAUUUGACGAUCUAUCUAGUCGGACACUUGAAAGCUGUUUCACACUCGAUGUGUCUUUCGAAUACAUACAACGAACAAAAUAUAUCAAAAUGCACAUUUAAGCGUUCAAUGCGAAAUUACAAUCGAUUUUAUAAGCUCUCAUUUUUUUGGUAACUUUAGAUCUUCAAUUUUACUCUCUUUUUAUUUCAGUUUGAUGAUAUUCCGACUUAAAAAACCAUGACGAUAGAAAGUUAUAUACCAAAAUGUAUUCAAAAAGAAAAGAAAUAAAUUUUAUUUAACACAAAUUUGUACAUUAAAAUUCGUUUUGUUCAAUAAAUAAUUAAUAUAUUUGAUUUAAAAACAAACAAAAAUCACCGAUGGCCACAUAUUGGUGACGAUGUACAGACAA
Molecule: messenger RNA, 5093 nt
Organism: Bradysia coprophila
Lineage: Eukaryota; Metazoa; Arthropoda; Insecta; Diptera; Sciaridae
Biological process (GO): regulation of transcription by RNA polymerase II
Cellular component (GO): nucleus
Molecular function (GO): RNA polymerase II cis-regulatory region sequence-specific DNA binding; DNA-binding transcription factor activity, RNA polymerase II-specific
Source: RefSeq, a predicted model, not a curated record